Molecule: messenger RNA, 3645 nt
Organism: Closterium sp. NIES-65
Lineage: Eukaryota; Viridiplantae; Streptophyta; Zygnematophyceae; Desmidiales; Closteriaceae
Source: the annotation of a GenBank genome assembly
AUGGCGCUAGAUGCGCCGCCAUCCACGCGCAGCUCUGGACAUUAUCGUUCCAGGUUCGGUCGUUUGCCGGAUCUGUCGGCCGCCCAAUCCGAAGUUGGAGAGUCCCCCUCCGACUCCCCUACGAACGAGGCUCGGGCCGCGAUUGCCGCUGACGGCGACUCGAAGGGCAGUGACACGAGUAAGGAUUCUGCCGAGCCGCGGACGCACAGCCGUACGGGACGCACCAGCGGAACUGGCAGCAAAGGGCCGCCCAAUCCACAUUCGCCAGUCUCCCCUUCUCCGCCGCUUCCCCCUUCCCCCCUUUCGCCUUCUCCCACGCUUCCCCUUUCCCCCCUUUCCCCUUCUUCCCCCCCGGCAACCUCCCGGCCUUUCUCCGCGCUAACUCGCGCCAUAUCCCUCACGCCCACCCGCGGCGCAUCAUCCGGCGGGCUGACCCGCGGCGCAUCAUCGGGCGCGCUGAGUCGCGAUGCUUCCGGGUCGCUCGCGCCAACUCGCGCGCAGCUCUCCGCUAUGCGCCGCGCGGCGGCGUUCCAGCAGCAGCAUCCGUCGUGCUGGCCGAGCCGCGGCCGCAUGCAGGUGACGACAGACUCGUUUGACUUUGAAGACCUCGGGUUGACCGACGCUGACUGGAUGGGCGACGAUGGCGACUCGCCAGCAUCCGCGAAAUCGCCCGGGGAAGCCGUCGAGUAUGCCACGUCAUCCCCGAGCAAUCGCACCGCGCCGUCGGACCGUAACGACGAAGCUGGACGCGGCGCUGAAGGGGCUGCCGCGUGUAGUAGUGAUGGAAUUGCCACGUGUCCGGCCAGAUCUGAGAGUGGGGUGUGUUUUGGCGAAACGGACGCGGCUUCUAGCGAUGUGAUUUGUAACGCGUUCGAAAAGGGAAAAAGGUGGGGCGGGGAGACGGCAGGGGAAGGAAAAAAGUCGACGGAUGGGGGAGUUGGGGAGGGGCGGAGAGGGAGGGGGAGGGGAGAUUUGGCACACGCGGGGGAAAGAAGAAAAGCAAGGGAGGCGCAGGAGAGGGUUGGGGGGACAGCAGCGCUGGACGGAGCGGGGGGAAGGGGGAAGGGGGAGGAUGGGGCGGCGGAGGAGGGGGAGAACGGGGAGGCGGGGGAGGUGGAGGAAGGGAGGGCGGGGGAGGCGGAUGAGGAGGAAAAGGGGAUGAAAGAAAGGGGAGUGGCGGAGUGGGGAUGGAGGGCGAACAGGGAUGGCGCUGCGAUCAGCAGAGGGAGCGAAACGGUUGAGGCUAGCUUUCGGUUCCUGGCAGGAGAAGAGGGGUGUGCAGAUGAGGGGGGGAAAGAGGGAGAAGGGAGUGAGGGAGAGGAGGGGAGUGAAAGAGGAGAGGGAAGUGAGAGAGAGGAGGGAGAGACGGAGGGCGCAGAUGGAAUUAUCGUGUCCCGCACUAUUCACACUCCCUCCUCUCCUCGCUCUCCUCUCUCUCCUCGUCCCUUCCCAUCCCAGCCUCUCACAUCCCCUGCCCUUGCCGACCGGCACAAGCCAUCUCCUCUCAGGCGAACCUCUGGGCAGACUGACACCCUUCAGGCUGAUCCUCAGGUGAAGCCCCAGGUGCUUCCUCAGGUGGAUUCCCAGGUGCUCUUUCGGGUGAAUCCCCAGGAGAACAUGCAGGAGAAGUCUCAGCGAAAAUCUCAUGCAGGAGCAGCAAAUGCAGCACCAGCAGCAGCAGCAGCAGCAGCAUCACAACCAACAGCAGCAGAGCCAUCACCAGCACCAGCACCAGCGGCAGCACUGGUGGCAACAGCACCACCGUCCCGUCCUGCUUCUGCUGCCAAGCCGCCACUCUCCCCGUCACCCGCUCACAUGAGGGGCUUCAGAGCAGCUGCAGACAGCAAGAAAGCAGCCCCUGGGAGCAAGAGGGCAGGGCUAGAGAGCAACCGAGCAUCAGCCCCCUCUGCAGGCCAGUCCCUUCGACGCCAGGCAUCCGCCCCCAUUGCCUCCCUCUCCUCCUUCUCCUUCUCUCCCUCCCCAUCCCCCUCCUCCUCCUCCUCCUCCUCCUCCUCCUCCUCCUCCUCCUCCUCCUCCUCCUCCUCCUCCUCCUCCUCCUCCUCCUCCUCCUCCUCCUCCUCCUCCUCCUCCUCCUCCUCCUCCUCCUCCUCCUCCUCCUCCUCCUCCUCCUCCUCCUCCUCCUCCUCAACCGCCCCAGAUUGGGACCAAUACACCCAUGGGCCCGAUGCCAGUGCCGGUGACUGUAAGGAGGGCUCUGUUUCCCUCACACUGGGUGGUUCGGCUCAAAAUGGUUCGGCGCUUGGUGGUUCGGCACGAGAAGGUUCGGCACGUGGUGACAAGAUUGCAGCAGCAGGGCUGACACGCAGCAGCAGCACUGCCGGUGCCACGACCCACCCUUCAUCCUCCCCUGUGUUCUUUCCUCGCUCCCCCAUUGCUCCUCCAUUCUCCCACACUCCUCCAUUCUACCACACUCCCUCUUCACCAUCACCCCCAUCACCAUCAUCCCCAGCAUCAUCCUUAUCCUCUGCUCCUUCCUUUGCCCGCUCCCUCUCCUCCUCCUCUGCCUCCUCUCACGCAUCUAACCCUCUCCACCCCUCUGCACCCAUCACCACCACCCACCACGCCCGACCCCUGUCGCGCUGUGCCCGCCCGUUCUCCCCUCCCCCACGUUACCUGGCCUGUAUCGCUGCGGAAACUGCCAAACCUAAUUCCGUCGCUGCUGCUGCUGCUGCUUCCAACGCUGGUGUUGCCACCAACCCCACUGCUGCUGCUACUGCUGCUGGUGCUGCCGCUGGUGCAGUUGAAAUGGCAGCACCUGAGCAGAUUGUGUUUGCUGGGAAAGCAACCUCUGGGGGCAGAAGCCCUCUCUGGCGAACGCAGAGCAGCGCUGAGAGCAGCUCACGUGCCUUUGGACCCGAAAGUAGGAGGGAGAGCAGGGGGAGCAAAGACGCGACUGAGAGCCUGGAGAACAGGGAAAGCAGGGAGGACGGAGAGAGCACAGGAAUGAGAGGGGGUGUUGGGGCAAGAGGGAGUGGAGUGGGCAGAGGGAGCAUUGCAGUGAGAAGUAUGAGUGGGAGGGCGCUGAGGAGAAGCCAGACUCUGGACUGGCACCCAGGCCACCAGCAGCAACGGCAGGCUCAGGUGCAGCCUCAGGUGAUACCGCAAAUGUUUCAGGUGAAACAACAGAUGCAGCAGCAGCAGCACAGGCCAGAUGUGUUGAUUAUACAUGGGGACGAGGAGACAGAUGCGAUUUACACACACCCAAGAGCAGCUGCUGCAGCAGCGGCCGCACAAGUGGCCGCUCACUCUGCGUCUGCUGCUGCUGCUCUUGCUGCUGCCAAGGCCUCCCUCCCUGCCCCUCUCCCCCACCCCGCUUCCCCUCCUGUGUCUCCUGUGUCUGCUGCAUCUCCUGUGUUUUCUGCAUCUGAUGCAGCCACAACAGCAGCAGCAGCUCUUAGUGAAGCUGCUCUUAGUGUUGCUGAUAACGGCGCUAUUCCUAGCCCUGCUUAUAACGGGGCACUGCACAGCCCUGCAGCAGGUAUGGCAUGGGGGUCAGGGAGGGCGCUAGAGCCGCCUGACGUGGUGAACCUUGCAGUGCUGGUGUCGGUGCUGGCUGGCAGUGUGCGCGUGAGUAGUAAAUGGGUCAGUCAGGGUUACACGAGUCAGCCCAUGGGCAUGGCGUGA